Molecule: messenger RNA, 2580 nt
Organism: Neoarthrinium moseri
Lineage: Eukaryota; Fungi; Ascomycota; Sordariomycetes; Amphisphaeriales; Apiosporaceae
Exons: 6
Coding region: 1-2580 (859 amino acids)
Biological process (GO): proteolysis
Cellular component (GO): membrane; cytosol; cell wall
Molecular function (GO): serine-type endopeptidase activity; tripeptidyl-peptidase activity
Source: RefSeq, a predicted model, not a curated record
AUGGUUCGAAGCAACUUGCUGUUGUCGCUGCUUGCCGGUGCAGCCUUUGCCGAGGCGGCUCGCCCGGUCAAGAACUUCAUCCCCGGCCGCUUCAUUGUCGAAUUCGAGGACGCCGAGGACUCGACCGAGUUCUCCAGCCAUGUCAGCUCGUUGGGAGAAACCAUCCGGACCUUUGAUUCGUCCAUCUUCAAGGGAGCUUCGAUCAGCUUCAACGAUCUCGCGACGGCGGAAAGCGAGGCCAGCAACCUUAUGUCGCUUCGCAGCGUGAAGAAUGUCUGGCAGCAGCGCUUAUACUCGGUCCCAAACGACGAGGUUAUCUGGACCGGAAACCCGAAUGAGGCCAGCCAAAUCUCCAGGAGGCAGGCAUACAAUGAGUCCGACACCUUCUCGCCUCAUGUCAUGACCCAAGUCGACAAGUUGCGCGCACAAGGAAUUGUGGGCACGGGCAUCAAGGUCGCCGUCAUCGACACUGGCAUUGACUACCGGCACCCUGCUCUCGGCGGCUGCUUCGGCCCUGGCUGUCUCGUCAGCUACGGUUACGAUAUCGUUGGUGAUGACUACACCGGCGCAAACACCCCAAAGCCAGAUGACGAUCCCUGGGAUGGCUGCGCUGGCCACGGCAGUCACGUCGCCGGUAUUAUUGCAGCUCAAGCGAACGAGCUCGGCUUCACUGGUGCUGCCCCUGGAGUAACCUUGGGCGCAUACCGAGUCUUUGGUUGCGACGGAAGCGCUGCCGACGACGUCCUCAUCGAGGCUUACCUGCGAGCGUACGAUGCCGGCAGCAACAUAAUUACGGCUUCCAUUGGCGGAUCUUCCGGUUGGAGUGAAGCGCCCUGGUCUGUUGUCGUGUCUCGUAUCGUUGAACAGGGCGUGCCUUGCACAGUCUCUGCUGGAAACAGCGGCGACUACGGCUUGUUCUAUGCCAGUACCGCAGCAGACGGUAAGAAGGUGACGGCUAUCGCCUCCUUCGAUAACACCCAGUCCCCUGCCCUUCUUGUCACCUCCAACUACUCGGUUGAUGGUGGCGCUGAUCAGCAAUUCGGAUAUGCGCUUGGUGAGCCUGGCGCCUGGGCUGGCGUCAACCUGCCACUAUGGGCUCCCUCCACCAACCCUAACGACACUGCCGGAGGCUGUGCGGCGUAUCCCGCCGACACUCCUGACCUGUCUGGCAAGAUUGUCCUCAUUCGCCGAGGUAGCUGCACAUUCGUGCAGAAGGCUACCAAUGCGCGAGCAUUUGGUGCCAAGUACAUCAUGUUUUACAACAAUGUAGUUGGUGCCACUGCCGCUGCCGCCGCUGUUGAUGGCAUUCUGGCUGUUGGAAUGACAACCGCAGCCACAGGUACAGCAUGGGUGAAGGCCAUUGCUGCAGGUUCGGAAGUCGUCCUUGACAUGCUUGACCCAGAAACUGCCCCCGUUAUUCUGCAGACAACCCCGAAUACUGUCACGGGAGGCUAUGCCAGCACCUACACGUCCUGGGGUCCCACCUUUGAGGCUGAUGUCAAGCCGCAACUUUCGUCUCCCGGUGGCAACAUCCUCUCUACUUACCCCGUGCCUCUUGGGUCUUAUGCCGUGCUGUCGGGUACCUCCAUGGCUUGCCCCUUGGCUGCUGCUGUGUAUGCCCUCGUUGCUGAGGUUCGUGGCACUUUCGACCCGGCGGUUAUCGAGAAACUGCUCUCUUCAACCUCCAACCCGCAGCUGCUCAAUGACGGAACUGGUGCCUACCCAGUUCUUGCCCCCGUCGCCCAGCAGGGUUCGGGUUUGAUUCAAGCAUAUGACGCCGCCUACGCCAGCACUUUGCUAAGCACUUCGAGCCUUGCCUUCAACGAUACGGACAACUUUGUCGAUACGCUCAACUUCACUAUUUCCAACCUGGGCACCGAAGAUGUGACAUAUGACAUUGCAACCGUUGGUGCCGCCACUGGCUACACUUUCUCGACAACGGUGUACCCUGACAAUUUCCCCGGCGUCGAGUUUGACGACACCUUUGCCACGCUUGAGUUCAGCGAAGCGAAGGUCACUGUCGCAGCCGGUGCCAGCUCGGUCGUCCAGGUCACUGUCACCCCUCCGGCUCUUGACGCAAAGCGCCUGCCCGUGUACUCUGGCUACAUCACUCUCAAUGGCACCAACGGCGACAGCUUGUCUCUGCCGUACCAAGGCAUCGUCGGCAGUCUCCACAGCACCACCGUGCUCGCCGAGGCUUACCUUGCUGGUUCCACUGAUACAAACCUGGCCCCCAUCACCUCCGGCAACACCAGCUUUACUCUGUACAAGACCAACUCCAACACCACCGCCGCUGUCCAACCCGUUGCGGUCGCUGACCUGGCUUUCGGUUCACCCCUCGUCAAAUACGAGGUCCUCUCCGGCAACUCGAGCUUGGGCGAGAUCUUGGGCUCCCCAAUCUACUACGCCUCCCGGGACCCCCACGGCGCUGCGUGGAACGGUACCUUGGCCGAUGGCAGCUAUGCGCCUGCCGGAACGUACAAGUUCCAGAUCUCGGCUCUGCACAUCUUCGGCGACGCUAGCGACAAGUCGCAGUACGAUGUUGGGACAACCUCUGAGUUCACCAUCUCCUACGCGUAA